This is a messenger RNA of Melanotaenia boesemani (Boeseman's rainbowfish), 3602 nucleotides long. Its product is annotated as cytochrome P450 2J4-like. The transcript is spliced from 9 exons. Gene Ontology annotation, cellular component: intracellular membrane-bounded organelle; cytoplasm. NCBI's taxonomy places the organism in Eukaryota, Metazoa, Chordata, Actinopteri, Atheriniformes, Melanotaeniidae. The coding region runs from base 55 to 1548 and encodes 497 amino acids. Gene Ontology annotation, molecular function: heme binding; oxidoreductase activity, acting on paired donors, with incorporation or reduction of molecular oxygen, reduced flavin or flavoprotein as one donor, and incorporation of one atom of oxygen; iron ion binding. The record is from RefSeq and is a predicted model, not a curated record. Gene Ontology annotation, biological process: xenobiotic metabolic process.
GGCCAACAUGAUCGUGGGACUGACCACAGACCGGUUGUGGUUUACAGCAAAGACAUGGAGGCAAUAUACAAUGUUAUUGGCUUGGAAUGGAUAGACAGCAGGAGUAUUUUAAUAUUUGUCUUUGUUUUUCUGUUGUUGAGUGAUGUUUUGAGGAACAGGCGGCCAAGAAACUUCCCCCCUGGACCCUGGGCUUUACCUUUUAUAGGCGAUCUUCAUCGCAUGCAACCUGCCCGACUUCACCUAGUGCUCAAAGAGUUUGCAGAGAAAUAUGGAAACGUUUUCAGUCUUCAUCUCCUUGGUGAAAGGAUUGUGGUCAUUUGUGGUUACAAACAUGUGCAGGAGGCUCUUGUCCAAAGAGGAGAAGACUUCACAGAUCGGCCCAGCAUACCAAUGAUUGAAAAAACAUCUUUGAAUAAAGGUCUUGUGAUGUCGAACGGCAAUUUAUGGAAGCAGCAGAGGAGAUUUGCUCUUCGUACACUCAGAAACUUUGGUCUGGCCAAGAAGACCCUGGAACUAUUCAUCCAGCAGGAGUGCCGAUAUCUCACAGAGGCUUUUGCAGAUCAACAAGGCCAGCCUUUUAAUGCCUUGUCUCUGAUAAACAACGCUGUGUCCAACAUAAUUUGCUGUUUGGUGUUUGGGAAUCGAUUUGAGAGCACUGACAAGCAGCACCAGUCCGUACUUCAAAACUUUGAUGAGAUGAUGCGUAUACAGGGAAAUUUGUCUGUAUUGAUGUACAACACAAUGCCCUGGUUGAUGAAGUGGCUGCCUGGACCUCAUCAGAGAACAUUCAUUCUCAUACAGAAGAUCAUUGACUUCAUAAAAAUCAAGGUCAAAGAGCACAGAGAAAAUCUUGACCCAUCAUCACCAAGAGACUACAUCGACUCUUUCCUCAUUGAGAUGGGAGAGAAGGAAGAUGUUCCGGGUUUUGAUCUGAACAAUUUGUGUUUCUGUGCCAUGGACCUAUUUGGUGCGGGAACUGAAACUACUACAACUACUUUACAUUGGGGGCUGCUUUACAUGAUAUACUAUCCCAACAUACAAGAGAGAGUCCACGCUGAGAUAGAUGCUGUGAUUGGUUCAUCCAGACAGGUCUCCAUGUCUGACAGAGAAAACAUGCCCUACACUGAUGCUGUCAUUCAUGAGAUUCAGAGAAUGGGCAACAUCUUCCCCUUCAAUGUGUUCCACAUGACAAACAAGGACACCACACUCGAUAAGUAUACUAUCCCCAAGGGCACUAUAGUAUUCCCAACACUUGACUCUGUCCUACAUGAUGAAUUGAUGUGGGAGACUCCACACUCGUUCAACCCUCAGCACUUUUUGAACCAGGAUGGUAAAUUUAGGAAGAGAGAGGCCUUUCUUCCUUUUUCUGCAGGUAAGCGUGGGUGCCUUGGGGAGCAGCUGGCCAGGAUGGAGUUAUUCCUCUUUUUCACCUCCCUCCUUCAGAGGUUCACUUUCUCAGCUUCUCCUGGGGAGCAGCCCAGUCUGGAGUUCAACAUGGGAACCACUCGCUGUCCCAAACCUUACCGCCUCUGUGCCAUGCCACGUUAAACUUCCAACCAUCCCUAACUGAAAAUGCCAGUUUCUCAAACUCAUUAAGUCACUGUGAUCCACUACAUUCAUUUUCUGCUUAAUAUCUGCUUUUGUAUUUUAGUCCCAUCCUACCAAGAAAUAAAAAUUGUUAUAUGUUUUGUGUCCAGCACUUUGUUUGAGCUGUUGUAGUAAUGUGCUUUACAAAUAAAGAUGAUUGUAUUCGCUCGUUACGAAAUAAUACAAAAUUAUGAAAGGAUUAAUAAAUAAAUUGUCAAAGGUAGUGUCAUUUGACCCUCAAGUAUUAUGUUUGUCAGCCAUUUUCUUCUCUUGUGAGAUGUGUUAGCCCAAGCGUGAAGGUUGACAACGACAAAGACCCAGUCGCAUUUGAACAUGGCACGAUACAAAAAAGACCAAAGGAAAAAAUACCGACCUGUGGCAAAAUACUGGCAGUACACAACGAGUCAUUCAAUCUUUUAUUUUUAUUAUAAUAGUUUUAAUGGUUUAACAGAGGCUAAUAUUAAUAAUGAACAAUGCUCAGCUGUUUCAUUUACCGUGUUUAAAACUAAUAAAGAAAAAAAAUCAUUUAAAGUGCCGUGUUUCACGCAGGUAUUUUCUCCCAGCUGCACUUCAUACAAGAUGCUUCAGUACAAUGUACGCCUAUUGUGCCGUGCUUAAAUUGUACAUGUAAAUUACAGUUGGGAUUUAUAUUUUUGCUUUAGGUAGUACAGGCAGCGAUAGAGACAGAUUGUAAAAUAUAACUCAGAUGGAGAAGAGAUUCAGGUCUGCAGUGUGAACACAACAGACACACCAGCAGGGGAAGAAGACACAGAUGGUAAAAACGACGUCAACAUGUGUUGAACGGCCACAUUCUAACACAAAAGAUGUAGAAACGGACAGAUAAGACAUUUAUAAACACAAAACAUCUGAGAAUGAAAAAAAAGACCUUGAUACAAGUAAAUACAGGAAAGGAAAAGAACAAUGAAACAAAGAAAAUGGUCAACAAGAGCAAAGUGGCAAAUCACAGCUAAAAGUUUUCAAAAUUGUAAUAAAAAGGAAACAGUGGAAGCAAAUAAGACCCAGGCAAGGUGCUGCUCCCUGGACUGAUAUACUUUAAAAGGAGGUUUAACAAGAAAAAAGAAUCACUGCUGCUCUUUAGCUUUUAAGUACCAGUUUAAAGUUGAGACAGUCAAAAAAGAAAAAUAUUUUUGCUGUAACUUAUGCUGACCCAAAAAGUAAUCAAAGAAAGCUGUAGACAAUCAUCAUAAAAGGGCUAUUUUCAGCACCUACAUAAAGAUCCCUUUCUCUAUAUUUAUAUACAGAAACAGGAAUCAAGAUUGUGGCAGAACAUUUGUUCAUCACCGGUCACCCUUUCCCUGGAUGCCACUGGAGGUGAAGUACAAAAGAUCCCUGAUUAAAACAAAAAAGUCCUCUAUUAUGCUGUAGUUUUGCCAGCGAUGGAUAAAGGCAAGCUUCCCAUGCCUGUCAUAGAAAUGAUCCCCAACAGCCAUUCAGUUUCAUCAAUCUCCCAUUAGCUUAUGCAAUUUAAAAGAAAGUUGUCCCACACCACUAAAAACAGCACAGGUUGAGGCAGACUCUCAUCAACAGUGUACUUCUAUCAUUCAACAGGGAAAAUAUUUCUGUGUGUCUCUGCAGAGCAUUUCAAAUUGUUUCAGGAAAAAUGCAACCCAUUUCAGUCUUCUCAGUGCUGCAUCUCUGAUCUGCACAUAUUGUGAAGACUGUCUCUCAGGCAUUUGGGAAACAAACUGAAGACAGGGGCAUACAGGAAUAUGCAACCUUUUGUUUUGCUCACCUUCUAAACUGCACUAACAUGCAAGUGGCCCUUGAUACAUUUUAUCACGUGUAUGCUGUUUGAUGCUGAAGACUGUACUGAUCUUAUAAGGCAGAGCAAAAUGCUCCUUGACAAGUGUCACCUUUAGUCACCUUUCAUACAUCUUUUUUCAAGUCAGACGGGACCAAGCAGCAUGUGACUUCUUGUCAGAUGAUGCAACUGGAACAAAAAACCAAUACCACUGUCACUGUGUCAUGGAUGUGCUGUUCAAACACUAUAUGGG